Messenger RNA from Porites lobata, 11007 nucleotides. The record is from the annotation of a GenBank genome assembly. Lineage: Eukaryota; Metazoa; Cnidaria; Anthozoa; Scleractinia; Poritidae.
AUUUUCAAGUCCGACAUUUUGUCUUGAUCGAAUAUUCCGAACAAGUUCGCUUUCUUUUCGAGGAAUAUGGCGUUGAAAGAAAGCGAACUUCGGGUUUUAGGCAUACUUGGCCUAGUUAUUGUUAUUCUGUGGGCAUUUUUUGGACUAGUUUGGAGUUUUCUUCUUGUGUUCACAUUCCUGAUUUACGCGUAUAACUUUGGAAGGCAGCAGAGAUAUUCUUCGCAUGAAAUAGGACAAGACGAACCGGAUGUGCCUUUUCAAGAGAAAAUGCACGACUAUUAUUCGGAAUUUCAGGAUAUGCAAUUUACUGGCUCACCAAAAGGGCAAUUUACGCUCCGAUCACCUAUGCCAUUGCUGUCUGAAGUCACCAAGAGGCUUAGUUUUAAUACGAGGUAAGCUUAUUAAUUACGCUUAAAAAUGUUCCAACUAUUUUCUGCUUAUAGCUUGCCUUAACCUUCGUUAAUGGGAUAAUUUUUUACUUUUAAAAAGCUCUUUUUCUAAUGGGGGGUGUCUAUAAUAAUGCAUGAGUAAAUGUACACAGUUGUACAUUAAAUAAUUAUUGUACUUCCGUUGAUACGCUGAUAAAAGCCUGCACAUUCUUUGAUACCUGUAUAUACUAUGAGCCAUUCCAUAAAAAUUCAAUAUACAAACCCUCCCCCUCCCUCUACCCUGUAAGCAGUGGUUUUUCCUGUCUGGACGCUAAGCUACGAAGGGAGAGAAACCACUACAAGUGACAGGUUGCUCUUCCAUCAAGCAUGCCCAUCCACGUGUCGCCUAAGUCAAAACGUCAAAUGACAUCACUUCCUCUUGUUUGGCAGGAAACAUUAGGAACUUUAGGAUUCAUCAACGUGAUGGUGACAAGAAUGUAAAAAAAGAGAACAUGUUUAAUAAGCAAAACGACAACCGUGCUCAUGCAUCACACAUUUUUGUACAGUUCUUUGCCAUUAUUUUUUGCUCGACUAUGCCCUGGCAGUGCCAAAUUUUGCAUUUUAUAGAAAAUGCAAACAAACAUUGACAAAAUUUAUUUUUCUCUUUCUGAACUUGGAUAUGGUCCUUAAGAAUUCAACUCCAGUGGGCUUUACCUUCAACUGACAAAGAAAGUGGGUGGGAAUAAUCUGAUAAAGACUGAAAGAGUGCAAAUUUACAGCAGGCUUACAUUAAGGUUGCAGUUAUAGGCGUACAAUGUAAGCAAAUGUAUAUUAUAAAAGAGAAAAAUAUGAAAAAGGUUUCUCAAAUAUUGGGUGUGUGAUCACUGGUAAGUUAGAGUGUACAGUGUAUGCAACUGAUGUAUCUUUUAACCUUUUUUGUUUUUUUUUGUUUUGUUUUUUCAGUUCAAUACCCCAGUAUUCACCACAUCAAGCAAGGAAACCAUGGCAUAAUAACAGAGAAUUACAUAACCCAUAUCAGCUAUCAAGAGCGAGCCCUGUUGCUUACUGGCGUAAAUCAAAUCACUUCAGCCUGUUAAACCCAGCAUUACAGAGACCUUCCACUGUUAAGAUUGCUUCACCAGAUGUCACAAUUAAUAGAACAUUUACUUUGUAAGUCAGAGUAAUUAGUAUUAUUUUUUUGAUCAUGUACUAUGCAUUAUGAUUAUUUAUAUCUUUGUACUACAUCUAUUUAGCUAGACGUUAGCAUUGUCGGUAGUUUCUCAGAUGUGCAGGCCAGUAAAAUCACCAAAUGACGCAAUACAAAAAGAUUAAAAGAGACUGUAUAAUCCCCAAACCACAGCACAAAAGCAAAACAAGAAUGGUUUCUGCAACACCAAGAACACCUGCAAUGUCUUUCUGGUUUCAGUUCUCAUCUUGAUUGGUUAGUCUCAGUGUGCCACUUCUUGAGCAAAUGAUUUGUUUUCUUGAAACAAAGCAAUUCAUCCUUGUGGGAAUGGGUUUUUUAGAUUGCAAAUUAUCAGAGAUUAAAGACCCACACUCAAUACUCAACUGGACUCCAUCUGUGCGAAACUCUUUGUUUGUCAUUUUUCCACUUUUAUUCUUAAAAUAAAUGUACAUGCCCUUUUUGCACUUUACCUUUCUAUAUCUAGCCAAUUUUUGGAAACCCAACGUAAUGAAAUUUGCAGUCAUUUGAGCGACAAGGCGUCAAAAGGCAGUUUUCUUAUGCUCGAUAAGCUCCGAAAUCACAGUAAUGAAGGAAAAGGAAAGGAGGAAAAGAAAGAGCAAGGAGUAGGAAAGGAGGAGAAGAGAAAAAAGCAAUGGUUACACUCUUAGUUUUUACAAUGGCUUUCUUUGGAGGGAGUUUUUGGCCGGAAAAAAAAACUGUUGGACACAAAAGGUCCAUUUGAUUGUAAUGUUUUCAAAAAUCUAGCUAGAUAUACAGUGUAUAUUACCACGAAUCCUGAUAAUUUCUUGUUGUUUGACAAUGAUGACAUGAGACCAUUGAAAUGUCAAGUUUCUUUCAUAUUGUCAAUUUUUGUUUUAAUUUAAAUUAUGACAUGAUUUUUUUGAAGAUCAAAUAGCCCUUUAAAAAGAACUACACCAGACCCAACAAAUCCAUGCAGCAGAGCUACUGUCCUGUCUGCCCUAAAGGAAAGCAGAAAAAGAAGCUAUGUUGUUGAUGAGGAAGAUGAUUUAGAACUUUCUCUACGACCAACAAAAAGGUUAGUGAUCUCUUUUUUAUCCCUAAAGGCUGGUGUUCACAGGGAACAUAGUCAGAUUCAUAAACUGUACACUUCUGUUUAUGACAACGACUCCCUUGCUUAAUGCUAGUGAAGACCAGCCUAUGAGCAAGCUUGUUAUUUAUGCUUGUUCCUGUUUUUUAUUGCUGCUUUUUUCUGGAUGGAAGAGGGGUGCAUUGGAGAGGAAAUAGAGACUCCAGGGGUUGUUUUCCCUAAUACUUAUCCACUGGAUAGUGAUUAAUCUGGUGGAUAAUGCUAUCCAAAGUUUGAACAACCAGGGCCUGGUAGAAAUGUUUUGUCCCAUUAUGUGACCCCCUAGAAAUUUUUGUAUGAUAUCUCAAUAUUUUUUGUGUAUACAAAUGUUGUGAAAUAUCUACAAAACAUGCCUCUCACAGAUCCAAACUUUGCAACAGCAGUGUAGCAAAAUAUGAAGUUUGUACAUUUUCCUAUAAGAGUCAACUCUCUCUUAAUAAUGAACACCUCUACAAGACAGGGCUUCUGACAGGUCGCAGAAGAAAAAGUCAAAUUUUGCGGUAUUUUUAGGGAGAAAUUCACGGUAAUUUCACGGGAGUUUUCAGGGCAAAAUCGUUAAAAAACGGCCGAUUUUGUGGUUAUUUUCAAGGCAAAUUUCACUAAAAAAUCAAUUGGUUUGCACUGAUCAGACCAGCGUUUUUAACGUUUUUCUAACAGAGGUCUUCAUUUGCUCUUUCAACAACAAUACGCUCCAGAAGUGAACCAAUGGCAAAGCCUUUAACAUCAUGGCUAGUGCCCAGUUUUUUGCAACAUAAUCUAUGCCUGGUAGUUUCGAAAAGUUGUUUGUACGUUUCAGUGAUGAAGUUCUAAGAUAAAUUUGCAAGUUUAUGGCAAGUAAAUAGCCCCAAUAGCUGAAAUAAGUUUCAAAGAUGUACAGACAUAUAUUUGAUAAGAUUUCUACCGAAUUUCGUGGUAUUUUUCGUGUUUUUGUGAAUUUCGUGGGAUUUCGUGGAUUUACCUGAAUUUCGCGGCUCCGCAACCGCAUGAAAUAUCAGAAGCCUCGAUAAGAUGGACACCUUGGUAAAACCUACAAUUGGUUCCUGCCUUUCUCCACUCCCUUAAUUGAACUCUAAGACAAAUGUCACUCUUAGAUCCAUGCACACUAACCUUAGUUUGGGUCUGAAAGGGGACCGUCAUUUAGAGCAUGGCCCAUACAAUCUUGAAAAGGUCUUAAAUUUUAGUAGUCGUUGUAAAAAGUCGUUGAAGUUAGUUAAAGUCCUUGAAAAGUACUUGAUUUCUUUAUUAGGUCUUGAAAAGUCUUUGAAAUUCACUACCUUGUCUAUUCCAGACACAAUUUUCUGUAAAACUAGUUUUUUUUUUUUGCUAGGGAAAAUUUGGCUCAUCCUCUAAUAAACAUCAUGGGUAACAUAAUAAUAUUCUUAUGCAUGAACAACAUUUUUUUUUCUGUUUCUUUAUUUCAAAUGCUAUUUCUGUACCUCAGAUGCAAUUGUAAGUCAUUUGCAAGUGUUGUUGUGAAAAGUAAAAAAUAACGUGAUCAACUAUGGCUGAAGAAGUAAAAGUCGUUAAUGACUCUAUGACAUGUUUUUGCCAUGCGUGAGGUGUUCAAAAGGGGGUUAAAGAAUGCCAAUUUUUAAUAUAUUGAAUAAAUCUUAGUUCUUGAAAACUGUAAUUUGUUAUUGAAAAGUCGUUGAAAUUUGUUUGUCUGAAGUUGUACUUGUAAACCAUGUAGAGAAUUGACACGACUGUGUCCUUAUUUUCAAUCCCGUGCUUCAGGAGAGGUACUAACCCAGUUAGCAGUAAAACUUUGGAUUCUCCUGAUGGAGGCCCUUUCCUGAGAUCCAACAGAACGUUAUCUGGAGGUCUUAAGAGGACAGCCAAUCAGGACAGUAAAGAAACAAGGAAAGAAGAAAAUAUCAACAAGAGAAGCAAGAUCAUAGAUCAUACUACAGUUCAACCUGCUGAGAAGGCACAAGAUCAUAGAAAUUCUGUGCUGCAGAAAAGAAAAAAUGUUGAAACAGAAUUGGCACACGUAAGGGUGUUAUUUUAAUUAAUACUUCUGUGUUAAAUACUCAUCAACAUUUUGAGCAAAUUCUUUUUCAAAUAAUUUAUAACAGAGGACAAAUCUAUAAUCAAAAAUGUAAAAUGUUUAUUUUGGAAGACUAGUUCACUUAGCACACUCAAGAGAGCACUCUGAUUUUAGCCUUCUUGAGGGCAUGGGAAGAGGAUUUUUCAAAAUGGCAAGCUGACUGGCCUUGGUCAAAAGAUAGUCAAAACGUUACUUCCUGUAAACACAGCGGAAAAAUAGCUGGCCACAGAUUAUUUCUAAGAAUGAUUCAGGGGCUUAACUAGGGUUACCAAGGAACAAAACCAUUUUAAUAUUUUCAGUCUAGUGCACUAACCACUCAGCCAUGCUAUCUCCUGAUGUAUUCAAAGUCAGCUCUGUAGUAGAUCAUUAAUUUUUUUUGUAUCAGUUUUCUUAAGACUUGUACUAAAUUUUAACAGGCUGCUAGCAAGGAGGAUACAGAAGGAAGUAGAUCCAAGAAAAUCAAGAACAAGAAUUAUACUUCCACUGGGAAUGAUGAAUGUCGCAGGUCAGUAUUAUCUAUUAGUCUUUGCCUGUUUAAUGGAAAAGCAUUAGUGUACAUUUUCCUGGAGAAAGUCAAAAUAUUCUAGAAAAAGAAUUGUACACACAAUUAUGACAGCGUUAUAAUAAUUCACACUUCUUCCUUUGCAGACAUGCAACAGUUGAAGAAGAAGAUGCAGACAUGGGAGAUAGUAUAGCUGUUUCUGAUACAAGUAGCCAUGAAGAAGAUACUAGAUUAAGUGACAAGGAACACAAGGAGAAUUCAUCUAAGAGAUCAUCAACUUCUCAGAAGGAAAAAGAUGAUGUAAAAAAGCGCAAAGAAACUAAUAGAGUCACUACUGUUCACCAAGACAGAGAUGAUGCCGCUCAGCAGUCAGAGCACAAGACUGUAGAUGCCUCCAAGAAAAAGCAGGUACAUGUAUGAAAGUGUGUGGUUGUUUUUCUCAAAGCUGGUUCGAUGGUGUUAAGAGCCAGAGUCAUAAUCAGCAGCCUUAGAAAACAGCCAACAUUUACGAUGCCACCACUGGUUUCCCCGGGAAAUGACAUCUGAGAAACAGGUGCAGUAAUUCCAUACUGAUGACUCAUCGCUGUCCAGGUCUGGGUAGUGACUCUGAUUGGUCAUGCCGUGAGGGAAAUUUGCUUCAACCCAUUAGUUCAAGCACUACCCAAAUCUGGGUAGUAAUGCGUCAUCAGUACGGAAUUUCUGCGCUUGUUUCUUAGAGGUCAUUUCACAGGGAAACCAGUGGUGGUAUUGCAAAAUUUCAGCUUUUUUCUCAGGUUACAAAAUAAUAAUGAGAAACAUACAAGAGCUUAUGAUCUAGUGAUCUGAAGCAGCCUUCCAAUUCCUCUUAAGACUACAUCCUGUACAAUCUAGUGAGAACUAGCUCAUGAGAAUUGAAAGCAGAAUCUGAAGAACUAAACCAAUUACAGUGCCUGGUAGCAAGCAUUCUGAUUGGUUUAUCCCUCUGCUUCUACUUCCAACUCCAACAAUCUGGUUUUCACCAGAUUUUUAGUGAUGGAGUCACGCCAAGUAAGAAGAAAACAGAAACUUUGUUCUUUUAACUUCAAUUUAACUUCAAUUUAAGUUCACAUACAACUAUUUAACAGCAUUUUUGAUGUUCAGUAGCUAAUAAGAACUCUUACAACACUGUUUCCAACUCUAUCACUAGAUUAAAGCAGCCUCAGGCUUUGAUACUUAGUUGCCGAAAACCCUGCAACUUACAAAUUUGUUUGUCAAUGUGCGCCAUUUACGUGGUUGCCACAGGUCAGGGAAUGGUCAAAGAGAAACAAAAUUCUGCAAGGUCAGGGAGAAGAGAUGAAGAACAGUUAGUACUAUACAAAUCCAUUCACCCCAUACUUGUAUGUGCAUGUAGCAAAGUUAUUAAAAUAAUGCUUUGAUUGCAGAAGCGAUUUAUGGUUCCAAGGUUUGCUUCUAAAGAAGAUUCACGACGACGAGCUGUACCAGUUUACUGUGCUUCUAAUGAGGAAUCUGAGAUGGUAAGAGCUCUUACAGUUUACAAGUAAACUUGUUUUGUUUGUCUAGAUUAUAAUCAUACAUAAACAUCAUCACUACAAAAAGAGCCAUAACUCUUACAUUUCACCACCAAAUCAAGUAACUAAGGGCAUUUGUACUGCUGUUGUUUACUGGCAGGAUCUUGCCAUCUGGGAAGCUUCUGCAUGCGUGAAUCCCCCUGUCUGUGUUCAGCUUGAUGGCAGCAUGAAUGAAUCAUCUGUAUGCUCUUAGCCAAUGGGAAUGAAGACAUGAGGUAAAAAAUGAUAAUGCAGUAUUAACAAACUCUUUUAAUGAAUUUUAGCCUCAAAGAAGAAAAGUGAGCAGAAAGAUUAACCAGGAGCAGAUCAUCAUUGAUCGCAAGCUAGCGUGGGAAAGAGUCCAAAAAUUUCUAGAUGAUGAUGAAGAGGAGGAAGAAGAGGAUGAAAAGGAAGAGAAGUCAAAGUCAGGUAAAAAUCGUUAUUUGCUGUUCUUUUCAUCUUUUCCAGAACCGAAUCACCCCAAAGUAGAUACAUAGAAUAGACAGACAGACAGACAGACAGACAGACAGACAAGGCAGGCAGGCAGGCAGGCAGGCAGGCAGACAGACAGACAGACAGACAGACAGACAGACAGAUAGACAGACAGGCAGACAGACAGGUAGACAGACAGUUAGAUAGGUAGAUAGAUAGAUACUUUUUUUAGUGAGGGUUUCACUUGAUAUCCAUCUCUCAUGUAAGGCCUACACUUUAGAUCAUAGACAGAGUCAGUCCCAUUUUAUUACUUGUCUGGUUCAAAGACAUGAAGAUUUUUUUGCUGGGCAAGUGACCUUUAAAGCUCACCUGCCAAGCGUUGGCCUUUGAGAGCAGGAAUUCAAGAUUUUCAUUUUAAUUCCAUUGUCCCGCAAAGCUUUAUAAAACGGACAGUUUAACUAGUGUUUUCUUCAGGAAAUUCAAGUGGCUCGUACAUGAAUGUAUGAUUUCUGUAUGUAGCUCUCUAAUGGGUUUACUUUUUAGAUACAGAUUUUUCAUUUUAACGCCCUCUUUUUACUUUGUAGGAGCAACAGCAGUGCCAUUAACAACUGCACCAACUUGCAUCUCUUCAUCCUUAUUAAAGAUCCCUUCUGGUAAUCCUGUGUCAAGCACAGGAAGUCUAACCACAGUAACCACUCAAAGCCUUGUCACACCAGCUCUGUCCACGGGAUUUCCAAAACCAACCACAGGGAAGCCAUUAGCAACUGCCAUUUCCCUGGCCAGUCAAACAAAGCAAGGAAAUGGUGCUCUUGCCCAACCCCAAUCCUCGGCAGGGUCAUUAUUGCAAUCCCAACAGAGUUUACUUGCAAACUUGUUAACAACCGGGGCAGUGUCGUCAACAGCUGCUACAAAACAAGAUAAUUUGGUUACAGCCACAUGUGCUAGUGCAUCAAAUCUUAGCCUGGGAACUUUACAAGGAAAUACACCAUUUACAUCAUCUGCGACAAGUUUGAGCGUUCCAGGAUUAAAAACAAAUUCAUUCUCUUCAUCAUCACUUGGAAAUUCUUCGUUCUUGAAAUCGAAGGCAACUGACAAUUUAACUUCACUGGCAGAUUCUUCAAAUCAAAGUACAUCUACAACUACUUUUCAACUAAGUGCAAGCAUAGUUCAGUCAUCAGUGCGAUCUUCACUGCUUUCAAGUCAGCCAUCUUCCCAGAAAGUUGAUUUUAGUUUUCCUGUAGUUUCUUCUUCAGGGGCAUUAACAAGUGCCGUAACUACAACACAGGGAGGGUUUAAAUUGUCAGUUCCAGAUGUAACACAUAAUACUUUUGGCUUAGAGACGACUGGAUCAAAAAGCAGUUAUGGGGCUGCAGUUAUAAACAGUAAGAAUACUGUUACGUUAACAACAAGUACUUCUCAAAAUCCUUUAACCUUUGGAGUAGCAGGAAACAAUUUAACAUCAACGACGCAGAGUCCUUUUGGAUCAAUUGCUAAAUCUACGGCUGUUACAUUCACUGCAAAUUCAUCAGGCAUAUUUGGGCAAAAAACUGCAUUCACAGCUCAGAAUUCAUCUGGUUUAACAACACAGAACAAAGGAGCAUUUGGUUCCACUAGCUUGCAGUCCUUAUCAGCGUCAACAGGCCAAGCACAGAGUGCCUCCAGUGUUAAUUUUGGUGCAAGUCCGUUUACUCAGUCUUCAUUAGGGACCCAGCCUAGCCAAAUUGCUUCUCAGAAUGCCUUUGGAUCCAUUCCUACCCAGAAUGCUUUUGGAACACAACAGAGUCAACCAGCUUCCCAGAGUACUUUUGGAUCCAGUGCUACCCAGAAAGCUUUUGGAGCACAGCAAAGCCAAGCAGCUUCCCAGAGUGCAUUUGGACCUAAGAGUGCAUUUACUUCAGACGCUGUUAAAACUCAGAAUUCUUUUGGAUUGCAAGCUGGACAAACUUCCAGCCAAAGUGUGUUUGGAAGUCAAAGUGCUACCCAAAGUUCUUUUAGGAAUCAAGCCGCCCAGAGUGCUUUUGGCUCUCCACAGCAACCUCCUACCCAAAAUGUUUUAGGAACCCAAGCUACCCAGAAUGCCUUUGGAGCUCAACUGAACCAGCCGGCCAAACAGAGCGCUUUUGGUGCGCCUACUGAUCAGGCAUCGAAAUCUGCUUUCAGCUUUGCUCCAAAUGCUGUUCAACCCAACAUAAACUCACCUUUUAGUAGUUUUAGUAGUAAACCUUCUACACAGAAUGCCUUUGGGGCAACAGCUACCCAGAAUGCGACAGGUACCUCUGAGGGUUUCCAAUUUGGUGCAACCGCAAGUAAGGCGACACCAGGAGGAUUUACAUUCAAUGCAGCAGGCAACAAUACGGGUAGCUUUCAGUUUGGUAAGUUUUUGAUUUGAUGUUAUAGUUACCAACAUUUUGAUUAGAGUGCAGUUACAUGUUUUUACGGUACUUUAAUGCGGACAUCAUAAAACUGAUUCCCAUGGAACGAUCUUAGCUGUAUAUCGAUAGUAAUGACUAGUCAAAUCCGCGUAGAAUUUAGUACGGCAAAAACCCACAUAUACGAAACUGAAUUGAGAUUAAGAAACACAGGGUAAAAUUUAGCCUCUCUGAGUCUUACCUAACAUCAUCCUCGGAGACCCAGAGGCAGAUAGUGGGGGCGAGGGAAAGCCUAAACCGGCGGAAAAAUAUCGCACGAAGAAAAGUAAAGAACGGCGAGAAGAGCCCCUGGGGACAAUGUCUUACCAGACCAGUUCCAAACGGUCGCCGCCGUUCUGCCUUCUGAUUGGGCAGAAAAACACAAACGUUUUCUGGCACCAUUUCAAUAUAUUACACAUAUUUCAGUUUAUUACCGAAUGUUCGGGGGUACUUACAUAUGCCGGUAUGUGAUGUUUAAACAUGCCUGUACCUAAUAACCUGAUGAACUGACACAUUUACUCAAACCUUUUUUCAUUCAAUUAGGUACAAGAGGUAGCAGUUCGUUUAGUGGUUUUGGACAGGCAUCAGUGCAAGGUACAAGUAACUCCACCCUAGCUGUAUAUUGGCCAUAUGGUAUAAGCUCCGAUACAACCAAGUGAUAAAAGACUGGGAAAAUGUGUUCUUCGUGAUGGAGUUGCAAAGAAGACCCAUGCAUUUUAUUGCAACCGGGAACAUUUGUUAUACCGUCGUAUUUUAAACUAAACUUCUCUGUUUGGUUCAUUGUUCCAUCAGUUCGAUUUCUUUGUCUGUGUGGUUGUUUUACACGCAUUUUCUUUUUCGUAAUUUCAGCCCCAGUGGCCAUGCCUGCACCAUCCAUGCCCAGCGGUGGUUUCAACUUUAAUCCCGGGUCGACUGGCACCAUGGGAACUGCAUUUGCAUCCUCUACGCCUGCGCCGUCAUUUGGCGCUCCAAGCACACCACAAGGUGCAAGCAGUACGCUUACAGCAAAAACGCGGGCUCGCUUAACCGCCCGACGAAGAGGCAAAAAGUGAGAAGUGUUCACGUGACAAUAAAUCAAUGCGCUAAACGUUGCGUUAUUGAUGGUUUCAAGUAUUAUGUCCCGGUGAAAAAUACUUUGAUCAAUCAGGCUUUCCAGUGAAAGGGAAUUUGUCGUAUGGCUACGAUGAGAGGAGAGUAUAGAAUUGUAAGGACUUUUAUAGUAUCCAAUCCAAGCCCUUGGAUUGAAUUUGCACAUCGUAUAGUCUCAGUGCCGAAAGUUAAACAGUCUUAAUGAAGAAUAUUAUAUUAUUGCUGGCGUUUUCACGAGUGAAAGCGUUCACUGAUUUACGGCGCGAACGUGAUGUUAAAGACAAAAAAUACGAAACUAGUUAGAAUCCGUUAUGGCUUCGUAUACUUUGGUAGAAUUCAAG